This is a messenger RNA of Nicotiana attenuata, 1185 nucleotides long. RefSeq lists its product as uncharacterized. Lineage: Eukaryota; Viridiplantae; Streptophyta; Magnoliopsida; Solanales; Solanaceae. Bases 88 to 888 code for a protein of 266 amino acids. The record is from RefSeq and is a predicted model, not a curated record. The transcript has 2 exons.
UUAAUACUGAAACGAAACAAAAGCAAAAAAGAAAUGGAUUAAAAAGAGCCCUAACGGCUAGUAAAGCAAGUUCUGGUCUCUGGGAGAAUGGAAGCAGGGCAGCAAUGCCAUUCAUGGAAACUCAAUGUGCAGGCCAAGGCCAAGAACUUGGAUUUCAAAUUGGUAGCCUCCAACUUUUUACCCAAUUGCAAGUUUUUCCCAUUCUCUCUCAAGUUCAAGUACUGCAGAUUCUUCAUCCAUCUUAAAUCUGAAACACCCACCUUUCCAAAUCCACAGAAAUCAAAAUCCUUGAAAUCGAAACUCCAUCGAUUCCUUGAAAGACUCCGUAUUCGAAGACGUUCCAAGAACAAUAGUAGAGCGAUCAGUUCCAAACCAAAGAACAAGGCAACGAUAUCUCAGAGUUCAGUGGUUGUAGGAAACCUAGCCCUCUUCAUUCAAUCACUGUAUCAACGGGACAAAGAUGGAAUUUUUAUACUUGGUUCUACUGUCUUUAUUUGCUUUGCUUCCAUAUUUAAGAGUUUCAUGGCAAGAAAAUCUUGGAUAUUGUUAGUUUUUGUAAUUGGUGCCAUAGUUUUAUGCUCAAAUGUGAUGCAUCUCAGAUUCAGUAGCUACUUUGAUCAUCACUGUCUCUCAAGAUUCUUUUGGAGGGCUUGCAAAAAUGCUGCCUCCUCUGGCUGUUUACAUCUACUCUCCCAGGUGAAAACACAAAGUCCCUUCCUAUGUUACUCGGACUAUGCAAAAAUGUUGUCGCACCCAUGUUCAAUCAUCCAAAAAAAUUCACUACUUUUGGAGGAUUCAACAUGUCCGGCAGGGCCAGAUUUAGGGGGCGGAAGGGUGUUCACCCGAACCCCCAAAAUCUAUUUUUUACCUUUAUAUAUUAUGUUUUGAAUCUCCUUGACACAACCGAAAAGCAUAGCUUAUUGGUCAAGGGGGUUCAAAACCUUUGUAAGGUCAUUGGUUCUAUUCUCAUUAACUACAAUCUUUUUAAUUUUUUUAUUUUUUUGAACCCCCCUUUUUAACUUUUUUAUUUUUUUGAACCCCUUGACGGUAAUCCUGCGUCCGCCACUGAUGUCCGGCGCCAUUUUUGAAGAUUCCAAGCGACAUACAUCCCUUCUUUUUACUUUGAUUUUUGAUGUCUUUAAUUUGUUAUGAUAAUGCAUAUGCAAUUGCUGACUUUGUGAAACA